AUGGAUAUUGCAAGAAUAAGAAUAUUCAGACAGAGUAUUCCGCUAUUCCUGCUCGUCGCAUCGGCCGCAGCCCAGCAAAGUGCAUCAGCAGGAGACGAACCCCAGCAACCCGGAACCAUUCGCAGGGGCAAAGUCCGUAGGGUCAAGAAGCUUCGCCAGCAGCAAUCCGGAAACGAUUUCCGCUCGAGUCCCCAGCAACAACAACAACAACAACAACAACAACAAUUCAUUGCUCCAGCGUCAUUGGGUCAACUCCCAACACUGCCACCCAUCACUGGUGCUGGCAACCCCAAUAAUUUCCUGCCACCGCAACAACAGGUCAGCAGCAGUAGUGAUGUCGGGAACAGUGCUGGUCCGAAUGCGGUCUUCGCUCCGGAACAGAAAUUUGACAAAGGUGCCUCAGCACCGACCCGGGGUCCUCCAGUCCCGAUUUACAACCAAAAUUUCAAGAUCGACGAUGUCGGCAACUAUCAGUUC
Messenger RNA from Notodromas monacha, 477 nucleotides. Lineage: Eukaryota; Metazoa; Arthropoda; Ostracoda; Podocopida; Cyprididae. The record is from the annotation of a GenBank genome assembly.